Messenger RNA from Bursaphelenchus okinawaensis, 1118 nucleotides. The record is from the annotation of a GenBank genome assembly. Lineage: Eukaryota; Metazoa; Nematoda; Chromadorea; Rhabditida; Aphelenchoididae.
AUGGGAAUAUCGGAUGGAGAAUUGUCAUUUCAGAGGUUAUUGUUGAGAACUCGAAAAGCUUGUCGAGAUGACCUGGAAGGUAAUGUAAAUAGACUCAAAAAGGCUGUUCAACGGCUAGAACUAGUGUUUAUAAAGAUUCAAGGAGAUGAAAGUGUUGACAGAGAUGUUUUAAUGCAAUAUGGCAGGGAUUUACAGCAGUUGAAGAUCAUAGUAGAUGCUGAAAGCAAGGUAAGUGUUUGUGGAACAUUUUAUUAUAUUUAUGUAGCAAUUAGCUAUUUUUAACGGUUUCUUGAAUAUAAAAUUGGCUUGUGUAACGUUUGGAUGUUUCUUUGCAAACUUCUUUUUCCCAGUUCGCUAAAAAGGUAAAAUAUUAUUUUUAAAAAGUUGCAAAAUGGGCCUUAAGAGUGGGAAUAUUCAAAAUACACGUGAUACUAGGUAAAUAUUUUGUAGAAAGACGUGGUUAAAAAGUUGGAAGUUUUGGAUUCUUUGCCAAAAGUGUUCCCAGAAGUUUCGAGCGAAGGACUAAGGAAGCGUGGACGUAAGUUUGUUAUUACAUGAUCAAUUGUACUAUAAUAUUUGGUAUGUAACGUUUAUUAAUAACUUGUUUGCAGACGAAGGAUUUAAUCAGGACUUAGCGUCCAAUACUAUGAUAAAGGCUCAAACGGAAGCUGUACGUAAAUUACCUUAAUUUUUUUAAAACUUUUAAAAUUAUUUGUUACAACUAUUUCUGGUAGUAUCGUUCAUUUUUACAGACCUACAGAGCAGAUAUACGACGACAAUUGUUGGGUUUUGAACACGAUUCCCCGCAAUUGACAGUAGAACAACACGAAGAAGUUCAAGAUAAUCUAGCCAACCAGCUGCUCCAGAUGACAAGUCAAAUUAAACAACAAUAUACAUUGGCAGGGGAGAUAAUCAGAGAAGACAAUGCCAGACUGGAUCAGAUGCAACGCCAGACUGAGGACAACAAGAUCAACCUGGACAGAGAGAGCAGAGUGCUCGAGCAUCACGCUUACAAGAGUUGUUUCGAUUGUAUGGUGGUAUUGAUUGUGAUAUUGGUCAUCUGGUCUUUCAUUGGCAUGGUACUGGUCAUGAAGGUGUUUCCCAAAAGACAAGUGUGA